AUGGAAUCACCAAAACCCAGAACCAAGAAAGAUUAUCGAAAGUUGAAGGAGGCUGUCUUUAACUUUCGAGAUAACAAAAUCUCCAAGAGCCAACUGACUGCUGUUGCUGAAAACAGCGCGCCCAUUGAUAAUGAUACUCCAACAUUACCCAUCUCAUCCCUAAGACUUCACGAGGUAGAGCCUCUCUUCGGACUAAAAUUCACCAAAGAAAAUGACGAGCUUCGAAAUCAACCCUCUCUAGCACUCACAGAGCCUUAUGUAACAAUGAUUGAUCACAUUCAACGCGCUUUCUCCUCCAGCAAAACAAACAAGACUGUUAUGCGCUUCACUCUGAACUACUUGCUUGUUUUCGCGUACAAUUACACGACCUCUCAUUCUAAUCAAAAAAACCUGCAGCUCCAGGUUGAAACUCAAUGGAGCUACGGCCCUGUGACCUUCGAGGGCGUGAGGUACAACAUGGGUGGGAAACCUGCUUAUUGUUUAUGCUAUGGCCAGAAAGAGGAUGUAGCAGUUGGUGUGGUGAUAGUCGAAGUGAAGCAAGCAGAAUCUGCCUCCAGUGGACUAGCCCAAACACUAGCUUACAUGGGGUGUGUGCAUCAAUACCGCAAGAAAGCUGGUAAAGUAGACACCACUGUGUACGGCAUUGCAACGGAUACUACCAACUUCAUCUUUCUGAAGAUUAACAAUAACUCCGAGUGGUCUCAGCACUGGGUUACUGCUCGUCUCAAUGACUUUGAACAGGUUGUGGGGAUACUUGUCUUCUUCUUCCGGGAGGCAAGUAUGAUGUCCCCCUCGCACUCCAAGCGUCCUGCACUACCUGACAAGAGUUACUCAUGUGGAAGCUCUGGAUUAUCCCGCAUUGAGAUCCGCCAAUGA
This is a messenger RNA of Penicillium taxi, 876 nucleotides long. RefSeq lists its product as uncharacterized. The transcript is spliced from 4 exons. The record is from RefSeq and is a predicted model, not a curated record. Lineage: Eukaryota; Fungi; Ascomycota; Eurotiomycetes; Eurotiales; Aspergillaceae. The coding region runs from base 1 to 876 and encodes 291 amino acids.